AUGUCCUCAGCCGAAGAGAAUAGGAAUGGAAGUAGUGGUGAGGAGGAGGGUGUGUAUAAGCGCAGGAGGAUUCAGCGAGCGUGCGACGUUUGCAGGAAGAAGAAGAUUCGCUGCGAUGGGUCCAUCCCCGGUAAGAAGUGCUCCAACUGCACGGCCUUCAAGUUGAAGUGCACUUAUGAUGAAACCGGGAGGAAACGACCCCCUGCAAUGGCUUACGUUCAAGGUCUGGAGGAACGCCUCAAAAACAUGGAGCUGCUGCUUCAGCAGCUGUCCGGCUCCAAGUCUUUAUCAAACUCGGACUCGGGCGGUCCUGGCGUUACCGACGGUCAAUCAGUUGCGGGAAGUCCUUCGGACGCGGGUGCUGAUAUUGGUCGAGAUACUAUGCCUUCGACUUCGGACGCGUCUCCUGGGCCCUCGGUGCGAAGUGCACGAUUCAUGCCGCGUGUUGAAGAUCAGUCUCUCGACCCGAGCGACGACGAAGCUGACUUUCAGCUCUCGCAACUCAAGCAUAGCUUCAAGCACAUGCGUCUAAAUGAUCGCUUCUUCGGGAAGAGUUCCGGUGCACGCCUGAUUAAAUCAGCCAUGGAUCUCAAGAUGGAGUACGCGACCGACGAGGAUAAGGCAAAGUGGAGGUUUCCUCGGCGACGUAAAGAGUUCUGGAUCGCCCAACCGUGGCAGGUGGAACCUGCAACACAUGGCACACCGUACCAAUUUCCAGAUUUGGACUUGCUUACAGCUCUUGUGGAUCUAUAUUUCAACCAUCAAAACCUAUUUAUCCCUCUCCUCCAUCGCCCGAUGUUCGAGAGCGCGCUCAUUGAUGGACUGCAUCUCAAGGAUAGAGGUUUCGGUGCCGUUGUACUAAGCGUGUGCGCUUGUGCUUCUCGUCUCUCUGACGACCCGCGUGUCUUGCUAGACGGCUAUGGCGCUGAGUGGCAUUCGGCCGGCUGGAAAUACCAUCUUCAGAUACAGCCGACCUUGCUGACCACGCCUACCGUCUAUGAUCUUCAAGCAUAUGCGUUGCGGAGCCUAUUCUUGCAGGGCAGUUCUUCCCUACAAGUAGCUUGGACCGUCGUGGGGAUCGGUCUUCGCCUCGCUCAGGACCUAGGCGCCCAUAGACGACGAACGUAUACAGGGCGACCUACACUGAUGAAAGAAAUGAUGCGGCGCGCGUUCUGGACGAUGAUUUUGGUUGAUAGACGUCUAAGUGUAUUGAUGGGCCGCUCAUGUGCGAUACAAGAGGAGGAUUUUGAUCUGGAUUUCCCACUCGAUAUGGAUGAUGAGUAUAUGUACGAUCUGGCCAGUCAUGAACCCGAAUUCCGUCAGCGCCCUCGGCAAAUCUCCCGAGUGACGCACUUCAUUUGCCUACUCAAGUUGAAUCAAAUCAUGGGAUACACGCUUCGUACUAUUUACUCAAUCAACAAGUCUAGAGUAUUCCUGGGCUUCACAGGUCCCGAUUGGGAACAGCAUAUCGUAUCCGAACUCGACUCCGCCCUCAACAAGUGGCAAGAUUCGGUACCUGAUCAGCUCAGAUGGGAUCCUUCUAGGACAAACCCGGUGUUCAUGUUGCAGUCCGCCAAUCUAUAUGCCAUGUAUUACUCGUUGCAAAUACUGGUUCAUCGACCAUUCAUGAUGACACGCGACAACACGAAUCCGCUAGCUUUCCCCAGUCUCUCCAUCUGCGCUAAUGCUGCUCGGUCGACGGCCCGGAUCCUUGCCAUCGUCAAGGAACGAUUCCCGCGCAAGACUAUCCCAUAUUUCUUACAUCACGCGGCUUGCUCUUCGGGUGUUAUGCUCAUACUGAAUAUUUGGACGGCGAAAUCCUUCGGUGUGGCCAUUGACCCCGCGAGGGAAAUGGAGCUCGUGAACGUGUGCAUGGACGUGAUCAAAGAAGCAGAAGAACGUUGGCACGCGGCAGGCAGACUCUGGGAUGUCAUGAACGAUCUGGCCCACAACAUAUCAACCCCUCUCACUGACUUCUGUCUCCCAGCAUCCGCGAAACGCGGGCGUUCGCCAGAUGCUACCGACGAGGAUGGCAGCUCUUCGGGCCCCAAAGCGCCCACUUCACUACUACCUCACAAUAUGCAGUUCGCCGGCCUCCCAGGCGACAUCUCUCUCGGCGGAUUCGGGGAUGACUUCGCAGCGGAUCCUAGCCAGCAUGGCUACGGGCCAUAUUUGGACGUAGACGCAUUGAUGGCGAGUCUUUCUGGCGGACAUCCCGCAAAUGCACAGAAUGGUGAGGCUCUGAACGGCGACGCUACACAGCCAGGACCUUCAACCGGUAGCAUGUUCGACAUGUUCCAGCAUGAUGAUGGCGGACUGCAUAAUUCGGCACAAGAGAGUUCCGUCGACAUGAUGCGGGAAAUGUGGGAUGGAGAUACACUGGGGCGGCCUAAUUGGGGUACACCAGCGUCACUUCCAGGAUUCGGAGUGGUUUGA
Molecule: messenger RNA, 2436 nt
Organism: Peniophora sp. CBMAI 1063
Lineage: Eukaryota; Fungi; Basidiomycota; Agaricomycetes; Russulales; Peniophoraceae
Source: the annotation of a GenBank genome assembly